Messenger RNA from Dipodomys ordii (Ord's kangaroo rat), 800 nucleotides. RefSeq names its product hematological and neurological expressed 1-like (gene Jpt2). The transcript has 5 exons. Bases 33 to 602 code for a protein of 189 amino acids. Lineage: Eukaryota; Metazoa; Chordata; Mammalia; Rodentia; Heteromyidae. The record is from RefSeq and is a predicted model, not a curated record. Gene Ontology annotation, cellular component: nucleus.
UGGUGCUGAGGGAAGCGCGGGGCGCGGACGACAUGUUCCAGGGUGCGGACGGCGAGGUUGGCCGGCCGAGUUCCAGGUCCAUGAAGCCCCCAGGAGGAGAAGCAAGCAAUAUUUUUGGAAGUCCAGAAGAAGCGGUUCCUUCAUGCAGGCCUAAUAGGAUGGCAUCUAAUAUUUUUGGACCAACCGAAGGGCCUCAGAACAUACCAAAGAGAACAAACCCCCCUGGGGGGAAAGGAAGUGGUAUCUUUGACGAAUCAACUCCUGUGCAGACCCGGCAACGUCUGAACCCACCUGGUGGGAAGACCAGUGACAUUUUCGGGUCCCCAGUCACUGCCACUUCACCCUUGGCACACCCAAACAAACCCAAGGACCAUGUUUUCCUGUGUGAAGGAGAAGCCACAAAAUCUGAUCUUACAGCUGCAACCCAUACCGUGCCCCGAGAAGAGCCUGGUGAGAAGGGGAACUCCCGAGGAGACCAUGCAAAGGCACCUGAGCCCAUAGCUGCGGUGGACAGCCAUGAGCCCAGGCUGGGGCCCCGGCCUCGCUCCCACAACAAGGUCCUGAACCCUCCAGGAGGCAAAUCCAGCAUCUCUUUCUACUGAGAAGCGCCUGCUUUGCCUGUAGCCAGACCAGACACUUGAGAGAUAGGGGAUUGAAUGUUAGUGUUUCCUUUCAUGCAAACUAGUGGAUGGGAGAGGGUUAUUGCACAUGAGGCUGGCUGCUUAGUGGCUUUGCUGCCCUCUUAAGAGCCACCCAGAGGACUGUGCCUUCUAGGCUGCUGUGAAACACAUUUAGGUAUA